AUGGAGAAGAUCAAGAGCGUCCUUCACGGACACAAGAAAGAUGACACUGUCGCCCACGAUGCGCAGACAUCGUCGUCCACUGCUGACGGUCAGCAACACCCAAUCUACGACCAGAUGAGCGCCGGAAACGAGGGUCGGAAUACAACUGCGGGACAUACAGGACAGCCAAUAUACGAGAUCAAGACCACCAGUGGGGCCCCAUACACAGAGCUAGCCCAGCCAAGCGGUUCAGCCGGCCUCCACGCACAUGAUGCUCACGGAAGACCUGCGCAAGUCGGUACAGAUGCACCCAUUGGAACUACCAGUACAGCUGCAACUGGCGCUCAAUACGACCCCAGCAGGACCCAAGACCACGCCACGACUUCGCAGCCACUUGGGAAUGCAGGCACAGCUGCGGAAGGUGCACAUCGCCCUGAUGCCUAUCCUCAUGGUCAUGCCCAAGAACCGAGCGUUGCGAGCAUCAAGAGCGGCGUAAUCGGAUUUGGCGCGGGAGCGAAUCAGGGACAUGCUGCCAUGCCGACGCACAUGCCUACUCAGGAGCUGAGUCAAGACCAAGUAGUUGGAGGUGGAGAUCCUGGAAGUGCUGGCUCGACUGAAGGAAGGGGCGUAAACCCUGGCCAGACACAUUCUCAAUCCGGCAUGACUGGCAGUAGGCCAUUAGGCUCUAACCCUGCUUAUACCACAGAGCACCAACCUUAUGAGAACACUCUGCGACAGGAGAGCUACACCGCGGAUACUGAUCGAUCUUUCCCUCUCGCUGGAGGUGUUGUUACAAAACCUCAUGACGAUCCCGCUUCCACUCGUCAUCAGACUGAACACAUUUCGCCCGUCCAUAGCAAGGGAAUCAGCGAGCGUGAGCCAGGCACAAAAGAGAAGCAGGUUGGUAUACAUAAUAGCGAGAGUCCUGUUCAUGACAACUAUGGACGCGAAGGACUGGCUGGAGCAGCAGCGGCUGCCACUGCCAUUGGCGCCUCCAAGACACUGUCACGGUCAGAAGAGAGAGAUGUUCAGGAUCGAGGUCUCGAGACUCGCCAGGCUACAUAUGGAGAUGUUUCGCCAGCUGCUGCUACGACGAAUACCCAGACAGGCAAUAUCCCAAGCCAGCCGACAUCUGAUUACCAUCCCGAGGCUCUGGCUGCCGCGACUGUUGCUGCUUCGAGAUCUUCUGACCUUCCACCGUCUACCCAGAGACACGAGUAUGGAGCUCAGGACAUCAACCCAUCUGGAACUACACAUUCUUCGAUUGCUGCUACUCCCACGACUGGGAUGUCAGGCACCAGUGAACGACCUCUAAAUCCCCGACUUGAGUCGCAUAGACACGUUCCUGGCGAAUAUAUCGCAACACCGAGUGACGAGAAAACGUUCCUUAAUUACGCUCCUGUCAUUCAACCUGUUUCCACUGAACCAAGUGGAAACCUAUCGAAUGUAGAGCCUACGUCUACAUUGGAUCCAUCUCACGUUCAGUCUUCUGUGGACACUACGUCUACAAGCGAGCCUCACGAGCUUAGACAUACGGGAACACUCGAAGAGCCUCGGCCAAAAUCAGCUGACGACCACAACUAUGGCCGCGACGCUGCAAUUGCCGGAGGCCUCGGUGCUGGGGCUGUGGGUUUGGGCGCUCAUACAGCUUCAAAGAAGCACGAUGCCCAGGACGUUGGUAGUAGUCAGCCUCUUUACGAGGAGUCCAGCCCAUACAGUAGUAAAGUACUCGACCCUCGCGUUUUGGGUGAUAAGUCCAGGCUAGAGGAGCAAAAGUUCGACGAGCAGAGGUUCGAUCCACAGGCCAAGACUGAGGCAGCCCCUAGCGCCGGCUCAACUAUCUCUGGACCUCCAGUCUCCCAUGAUCCGUCUCAGACAGCUGGCUCACAGCAUCACUAUGGUCGUGAUGCUGCAGUACUUGGCACAGGUGCCGCAGCAGCCGGCGGGAUGCACCACGCCCUCAACCGAAAUGAUACUCCUAGCGCUGGCACUGCAGUGCCUCCUGAAGGCCCCUCUUAUACUUCCAGUACUGGAUCCGGUGUCGUUGCUCCUCAACCAACUUCAAACUUCUCAAAGCCUCUUCCUACCGCAGGCACCUCAACUGCUCAACCUGUAGGACAUGAUAACUUUUAUGGCGCGACAGGAGCUCCUGCGCCAAUUUCAGACACAACUGCUCAGCAGCCAUCAAGUAAUCUUGGUCAGGCACCUGCCGCCACCGCAGUUCCAGAGAGGCACCCUGAGCACCAUUAUGGUCGUGAUGCGGGCCUAGCAGGAGCCGGAGCUGCUGCUGCUGCUGGUGGCCUCUACGCUGCUAAUCGUGACAAUACAGACAGUGGACCAGCUUCAAACACUAUCGGACCUCACUCCAGCAAUGCUGCAAAUAUCAUGGAUCCUAGGGUUCAACCAGAUCCUAGUAAACAGAUACACCACAACGUUGGACCCACGGCUGAGGACCCUGCUUCGCGAACGAUCGGGCCGCACGACAGCAACAUUGCUAAUAUCGUGGAUCCAAGAGUCAAACCUGACCCAUCAAAGCAAAAGGGACACACCACAGUCGGACCGCACCAGUCAGACACACUGAACCGCCUGGAUCCCAAGGUCGACGAAAAGGCUGGUCAACAAAGUGGACAUCACUAUGGCCGUGAUGCUGCUGUUGUCGGAGGUGCAGGCGCCGCCGGUUACGGAGCAUACGAAGCCACAAAAGCGUAUCGGGAUCACAAUAUCACACAGCCAGGAGCAAACGAAGCUACAAAUAUCCAUGGCAACCAGAGCAUGACACAGCGAGCAUAUGAAGCUAUCAAUGCAUAUGGCGAUCACAGGAUGACACAACCUGAAGCUUCUAUGCCAGACCAGAGAUACGACCCUACCGCUACCAGCGCACGUGCUCCCAACCCCAUCUCAUCAAGGACUCAAUACGACUACAACGACCCUACUACUCAAAGCAAUGUGAAUCGCACUGACCCCAACGACCACAUCAAUAGGAACGCUGCUCUGGGUGGAGCAGGCCUUGCGGCCGCUGGAUUAGGAGCCGGAGCUUAUGCAGGAUCCAAGCAUAACGAUAACACAACUCAACUUCCUCUUCGUCAAAAACAAGACUUUGCGUCUUCCGAUCAGCCUGCAUACCCAGUUCAAGGCGCGACGCAGUCUUCUUAUCCCAUGCAUGAGACAGCCACGGAUGCAUCAUACCCUACCUCAGGUACCAUCGCACCACACAACACACAUGCUCAAGACCCUACGAUUCAACCGUGGGGGGCUAAUGCCACAAAUGAGAAUCACGACAAGCGCAACGCUGCUGUUCUAGGUGGCGCUGUGGGUGCAGCAGGGUUGGGCGGCGCAGCCUACGUCAACUCUCAGAACCAAGACGAGCGCGAAGCCGAAGAGCGCCUCAAGAAGAUUGCUCACGAAAAAGAGAAGGAACAACACAGGCUUGACAAGGAACAGCAUAAGCAUGACAAAGAAGUCCACAAGCACGACAAGGCUCUUGCAGCUCAUGAGAAGGACGAACAUCGUCUGGCUAAAGAACAUGAGAAGGAGCAGGCACGCCUGAUCAAGGAGCAAAAUCAGCGCGAGAAAGAGCUUGGAAAGGAGAAUGAAGGCGAGGAGAAGAAGAAGGGUGGUCUUCUUGGAUUCUUGCACCGUGACAAGUCCAAGAAAGAGAAGUCUUCUGCUAGCCCUGAGUCUUCACCACGCCAGUCUCGAGACUACAGCCCCAGGCACUCCAGGGACUACAGCGAUGAUAACCCAGACUCGCCACGCUGGAAGGGCAAGCACCUCUUGCACAAGGACCCACCCAAGGGCCAUCCCGCGCGUGAAGCUAUGGAGCACCAGCAGCACCAGACUGAUCCGUAUGGCUCCAUAGGAAAGAAGGAACACAUUGGUGUGGAUGGUCCGAUCGGUGACCCAAGUAUGAUCUCUGGCGACCGCGAAACUCGAAAGGGUGUGUACGGCGCGCAUCCUGUCUCCGACCUGGACCAUAACAACACGGUCACCGAGCCACACACCGGUUUGCCUAUGAACACCGAGCGCUACGGCACUGGCAUUGGCGGAACGGAUGGUAAUCCUGCUAUUCAUGGCCAUCAUCAACACGACGUUCCUGGUGCAACAUCAGGCCAAACUGCGACGGAUUGGGAGGCAAUCAGAAAGGCUGACACGCCAUACUAG
This is a messenger RNA of Alternaria arborescens, 4140 nucleotides long. RefSeq lists its product as hypothetical. The record is from RefSeq and is a predicted model, not a curated record. NCBI's taxonomy places the organism in Eukaryota, Fungi, Ascomycota, Dothideomycetes, Pleosporales, Pleosporaceae. The transcript has 4 exons. The coding region runs from base 1 to 4140 and encodes 1379 amino acids.